UUAUAAGAAAUAAAUCCAGAUUGGUAGCACAGGGUUAUAAUCAAGAAGAAGGCAUAGACUUUGAUGAAACUUUUGCACCUGUAGCUAGAUUGGAAGCAAUCAGAUUACUGUGUGCCUAUGCUGCCUCAAAAGGUUUUAAAUUGUACCAAUUGGAUGUAAAAAGUGCUUUUCUUAAUGGGGAUUUAAAAGAAGAAGUGUAUGUUGAACAACCCCCUGGCUUUGAAGACCCUGAACAUCCUGACUAUGUUUAUAAAUUGAAUAAAGCCUUGUAUGGUCUGAAACAAGCUCCACGAGCUUGGUAUGAUAAGCUAAGUCAGUUCUUAAUCAAAGAUGGAUUUUGUAGGGGUCAAGUAGACAAAACUCUGUUCAUAAAAAAUCAGGGAGAACACAUUUUGUUAGUACAGGUGUAUGUAGAUGAUAUAAUCUUUGGAUCCUCAAAUCAGGAAAUGUGCAAAAACUUUGAAAUCUCUAUGAAAGGUGCCUUUGAAAUGAGCCUCAUGGGUGAAUUAAAUUUCUUCCUAGGUCUGCAAAUUAAACAAACAGGCAAGGGCAUCUUUAUCAGUCAGACAAAAUAUUUGAAUAACAUGCUAAAACAUUUUAGUUUUACAAAUUUAAAAGCUGCAUCCACUCCUAUGGGUUCCUCAACCAAACUCACUAAGGAUGAAUCUGGAAAACCUGUAGACAGUCGUCUAUUUAGGGGAAUGAUAGGGUCUCUACUAUAUAUGACUGCUAGCAGGCCAGAUAUCAUGUAUAGUGUCUGUGUGAGUGCUCGGUUCCAAAGCUGUCCUAAAGAAAGUCAUUACUCUGCCAUCAAAAGAAUCUUUAGAUAUCUUGUUGGAACUCCUAGCUUAGGACUCUGGUAUUCUAGUGAUUCUAGCCUGGAACUAAUUAGCUACAGUGACUCUGACUAUGCUGGUUGUUCAGUAGAUAGAAAAAGCACCUCAGGAGCUUGUCACUUUCUAGGUUCCUCUCUCGUUUCCUAGUUUAGCAAGAAACAGAACACUGUGGCUCUCUCUACUGCAGAAGCAGAGUAUGUAGCAGCAGGGUUCUGUUGCACACAACUUCUCUGGACGAAAUAUCAGCUUAGUGAUUAUGGCAUUCAGCUUGGCUCUCUACCAGUCAUGUGUGAUAACACAAGUGCUGUUAAUAUGACCAAAAAUCCAAUUCAGCACUCUAGAACUAAACAUAUAGAAGUUCGUUAUCAUUUCAUCAGGGAUCUAGUUCAAGAUGGUCAGAUUCAUCUUCAAUUUAUUAACACUGAUCUUCAAUGGGAUGAUAUCUUUACUAAGCCUUUAGGGGCUGAAAAGUUCCUAACUAUUCGUAGAGAACUUGGCCUAUUCUCACUGGAAGAGAUUUCUCUAAUCCCUUAGAAUCAGCACUGAUUGAUAAAUCAAUCGUUAAAUUGAUUCUUCUCUCAUUAAAAUCUUGCUCUUUCCUCUAUUACCUCUCGAUGAUGACCUUAUAUAGGCAGUUUUCUCCAGUCCUUCUCUUCAUCCUUACCUUCUCUACGAUUUCACAGAUCCCUUGUCUUCCAAAAUGGCUCCUAUUAACUUUCAACUGCAUCCUGCAGUCACCUUUAACAAGGGUUUUCACAAUCCAGCGCGCUAUGAGCGCUAUCUCAACCACUUUCGCCAUCGCCCCCUUUAUCCUUCGUUCACUAUUCAUCCUUCUUCCUUCCAAAAAUAUGGCCUAAAUAUCUCUGGGCUUAUUCACAAUCUUGGAUGGGAUUCUCUUUUUGAGAAUCGGCGGUUUAGUAAAUGUCCCGAGGCAGUGAGGUUGUUUUAUGCCAGUCUGAAGAGAGGUCCUGGCCCAAGUCCUUCCUCAUUUACCACGGUGGUGUAUCAUCAUGAGAUACUGGUCACACCCUCAUUGCUGGCUGAAAUUCUAGGGUUUCCCUGUCAAGGAUCCUCUGCUGCCACCAAUGAUGACUUUGCUGAGAUUCGAUUUGACUAUGGGUCUGCAUUGAAAUCUCUUACCCUCAACAUUGGUCGUCGUUUCUCUAAUAUGCUUUCAGCAAGCCGACUCGCAGAUCUAUUUAAAGUAAUGCACUUUUUCAUUACCCGCGUUCUGCUCCCUCGCAGCGUGUCGAGUUCUGAGUUAGCUCAUCCUUCGGAUGUCUGGAUCAUGGCCAAUGCACGUGAACGAAUUCCCCUCGAUUUCUCAUCACUUAUGUUUGCUCACAUGAUUAAGUAUGGAGAUGAGAACUACUCUGGUCCACUUCCCUUUGGUCCUCAGAUUACUCGCUUCCUCUACAAUCUUGGCAUUGAUCUUUCUGACAAGAUCAUUGUUUGUGAUAUUCGGGAGGAUUUGCAUGCACAGCAUGUCCUUGUUCGUGUCAAUGCUUCUGUUGGCAGGAGGAAGCCUGUCAUUCGCUCAGGGGGAGAGCAUACUGCUGUUUUUGCAAAUCAGCUGGUUUAUGCACAACUAGAUGCUGCAUCAGUGGCAUUGGAUCAGAAAAUUAAAUCUUUCAAAAGCGAGGAGCUCUUGAGCCUAGAACAUUGCAAGGCACAAAUUGAACUAGCUAAGGUAGCUGGACCGAGUAGCUCGCAGGAGGAAGAUGGUGUGUCUGAUUAUGAGUCCCCUCCUGAGUAUGAGUUUUAGAUGGGCAAUCAGUUUAGGGGGAGUCCAUUGUUCGAGUUAGUUUUUGUUGGUUGUGUUCCUUCUGUCGUGGUUCUGUGUCUUUGAGUCCAAUAAGGGGGUUGAUAGCUAAUCCCUGUCUGAGUCAUGUGUCUGGUGUGUUUUCAUUUAAAAGAUCAAUAAAAUUAGCCUCUUUUCUUAAUCUUAUAGCACAGCAUCAGUUAUAAUGUUUUGGAACAGGCUGCACCAAUCGUUUGUUAAGAUGUGCAGAUUAUGUGAAAGCAGCAGAAGCAGGAGCGAAUUACAUGCUUAGGGGGAGAAUGUUAAGAGAAGCAGAUCGAUGUCAGUAUGUUGGCAUUCAGUGAGGACUAGCAGCAUGAAAGGAAAGAAAUUGUUGGCAUAAAUCAGACGAAUUCAAAGGAAUGUGGAAUUGGAAAGAACAGCAGACUUGCCAAAAGAAGUGGAGCGCAAAUUUGGUAAGAAGAAAAUCAUCUUCAACGGCUCGAAUGGGAGAGUGAUAUAUAUUGGGGGUUGAUUAGAGUUAGUGAUGUAGAAUUUUUCCCUUGGAUUCGUGAGAACAGAAGAGAGAGCUGGUGAAGCUAGAGUCUUUUGUGAGGUGUAAUCAGUAAAGCCAAUUGGGAAGAUUGGCUGGGAAAAAUCGAGGUGUUUGAACAAGAGGGUUAAACACUAGAGCAUAGCUUGGUAGAUUUGCAGGGAGCAGAUUAGGAGUUCACCAAGUUCUGUAAAAUACAAAACACUGAGAUAGUGCUUACGUAGAAGAUCUCAAGAAGAGAGUCUUCUACCGUGGAUUAGUCGAUAUUGGGAUCCUCAUUCUCCCAAUAUCGGAUACCACGUAAAAAUAUGGUUUGUGGGUGUGAGUGAGUUUGAUUUUGAUGUUGCCAUUGUUAUUGUUGUCUUACUCUGUUUUGCAGGAACAGAGCUCAGGGAAGAAGUCUCGGCUUCUUUAGGAAGAAGAAGACACAGUGAAGUGGGCUCAUACAGCAGGCCCAUUUCGUUCAGUUAGUAGUUGCAUCAUUCAGGGCUCAAAGCCUGCACAGGGUCGUUUUACCUAUCGACUAACGUUUUAUACACCUAAACCAAGAAUCAUUUUUCAUUUGUCCAAAUUAAUUAUUUCAUUACUCGAUUUCCUCACUUGGUCUUAGACUGCAAAAUUAGGGUUCAUUCACAGGAGUGAUCAUCGGAGAGAAGUCCGACCGUCUCGCGCUCGACGAUCCAACAUAUACAGUAUAGGAACAAUAUUGAGAUUUACUGUUGAUGAGCCUAAGGGAAGGAAUGUUUGGCUCUUGAGUGGUUAUGACAGGAGUUAAGUAUGUGUAUAUAAUAUAUAUUAGAUAUUUGG
Messenger RNA from Linum trigynum, 3937 nucleotides. The record is from the annotation of a GenBank genome assembly. NCBI's taxonomy places the organism in Eukaryota, Viridiplantae, Streptophyta, Magnoliopsida, Malpighiales, Linaceae.